AUGGGACUCAGUGACUUCCUUUUUGCCAUCCCAAGUGCCACCUCCGCUUCCACUGCCUUUAGAGGGGUCAUCAGGGUUGGGGUCUUCUCCUCUUUGCUGUGCCCCAUGUUCCCCUUCGCCCUCUUCAGCCUGUGGAGAGGGGGAGCGACUCCCUCUAAGAGGAGGGACUUCCUCUUCCCCUCCCUUCUUUUCUGCUCGUCCUCAAGACCAAGUUCCGACUUGGACACGUUCAAGUUCCCUUCUGCGUCAGAUAUGUCCGAGAGUAGCACAAGCGAGAGGUGGUGGUCCUUAACAGGGCUGAGGAGUUUUCCUCUGAUCCGGUUGAAACGUUCUUACUCCUGCAAGCCGGAUCGGCGGGAGCACAAGCCGAAGCAAAAGAGGGGAGGGAAACUUUCCAAAGGAGUGGCCUUUAGCGUGGUUGAGGGGGUAGCUGCGGACGAGUGGCUCGUUGAUUCGGGUAGCUCCCAGCACCUAACCGGGGACAAGAGCCUAUUUGACCCUCGAGAUGUUCGGGGGGUGUGGCCGAGAGUUCACGUUCGGGGACAAGGGAACUUUGUGGGCAAAGGGAAGCGGCUCGGUUGA
Molecule: messenger RNA, 582 nt
Organism: Klebsormidium nitens
Lineage: Eukaryota; Viridiplantae; Streptophyta; Klebsormidiophyceae; Klebsormidiales; Klebsormidiaceae
Source: the annotation of a GenBank genome assembly